UAACAUAACAAAUUAACCAACACAAAUCAACAACAACUCCACUACAGUCACAUUAAGAGUUUCAUUUCUGAUUCAUUAUCAUAUCAAAUCUAAAUCAUGAGUGCUACAGCAGCAACCAGAGCAUGGGUCGUGGCAUCAAGUGUUGGGGUAGUGGAGGCAUUGAAAGAUCAAUUGGGUGUCUGCAGGUGGAACUAUGCUCUAAGGUCAUUGCAGCAGCAUGCCAAGACUAACAUCAGAUCUUAUGCUCAGGCCAAGAAAUUGUCCUCUGCUUCCUCUGCUGCUGUUUCCAACAAGGUCAAGAGAACCAAGGAUGAGUCUAUGAAAAGAGUCAUGGACUUAAAUUGCUGGGGUCCUAGUACUGCAAGGUUUUAAUUUGGAGAUCUAUAUGACUAUAUGUAAUGCAAUCCCAUAUAAAUCAUGAUGAUGCAGCUGCAAGUUAAUUAAUUACCUCUUUGUAGCCCUAUGAUCUCAUCUCCCUUAUGUAUCUCAUCAACCAUAAAAGUUUUGUCAAUGAAUAGUAUAUAUUAUUGCCUA
Messenger RNA from Lotus japonicus, 534 nucleotides. RefSeq lists its product as uncharacterized. The record is from RefSeq and is a predicted model, not a curated record. Bases 97 to 372 code for a protein of 91 amino acids. Lineage: Eukaryota; Viridiplantae; Streptophyta; Magnoliopsida; Fabales; Fabaceae. The transcript has a single exon.